AUGAAUCCUCAGAUCAGUAAUUUGGCCAUCAUGUUGGUCAUGAUGCAACUUGCUCGUCGUAUCGAUAUGGAAGACGACAAGAAUAUCAUGUACAUUCGUAUCGCCUAUGGUGCAUCAGUUGCAGUAGCUUGGUUGAUCUACCAAUUAAUUAGACAAAAGAUUGUCGCAAAGAAUGAUCUAACUACUUUGAAGUACGUCACCCCUGCCGCUCCAAUGUCUGGUGAAGGUGAGAAAUUGGAAGUGACUACUGUCAGAGACUACGAUUUGAAAGAAGUCGAUAGUGCUAUUAAAUCGAUUUACACUGGUUUGGCUAUGAUGGGCUUUAUGCACUUGUACAUGAAAUACACAAACCCACUUUUCAUGCAGUGUAUUUCUCCUGUCAAGACUGCUUUGGAAUCCAAUGAAGUCAAAAUUCACUUGUUCGGCAAGCCCGCUUCUGGUGAUUUGAAGAGACCUUUCAAAGCUGCUUCCAUGUUUGGUGGAUUUGGCGGUGGUAACGCUGCCAAGACUGACAAGAAGUCUAUCGAAGAAGCUGAAAGGGCUGGUACUGGUGGUGUCAAGGCCGAGUAA
Messenger RNA from Torulaspora delbrueckii, 570 nucleotides. RefSeq names its product Snd3p (gene SND3). NCBI's taxonomy places the organism in Eukaryota, Fungi, Ascomycota, Saccharomycetes, Saccharomycetales, Saccharomycetaceae. The record is from RefSeq and is a predicted model, not a curated record. The coding region runs from base 1 to 570 and encodes 189 amino acids. Gene Ontology annotation, biological process: protein targeting to ER. Gene Ontology annotation, cellular component: endoplasmic reticulum; mitochondrion. The transcript has a single exon.